AAGAAACGGGUUUGAAAUAUUUUCUGUCGACAAUUAGACAAAAGAGGGAGACAAAAGAGAGAGAUCUUAACAAACGGCUACUAAUUCCUUGUAAAGUCGUUUGUGUUAAAACAAGAAUUUUUAAUCUGUUUUCCUGUCGCUCAGGUUAUCAAUUUCAGAAAACCUGAGCGACAGGAGAAAAAAUGGAAUACAACUAGUGUUUAUGAUAGACCUGAAUGCACCAUUUUUUCGCCCCGCUGGUCGAUUGGUUGCUUUGUGAAAGAGGCGGAACUUAUAUUAAUCACGUGUUUAGUGACGAGAGCGGAAGUUUUAGUGUAUUUAGCGUGUGUUCAAGUUAGGUCUAAAAAGCAUGGAACAAAACAAAGAUGGGAGUUUGGCGCAGGUACGACAUGUUGUGUUAAUACUGUCCGGAAAGGGUGGUGUGGGAAAGAGCACCAUCACCACAGAAUUAGCCCUGGCUCUCAGGCAUGCUGGCAAGAAGGUUGGCAUCCUGGAUGUUGACCUUUGUGGGCCCAGUAUCCCCCGUAUGUUGAAUGUAGGCCGGCCUGAUGUGCACCAGUGUGACUCAGGCUGGGUACCGGUCUACACUGAUGCCCAGAAGAGCCUGGCUCUGAUGUCCAUUGGUUUCCUGCUGGAGGACCCAGAUGAAGCAGUGGUAUGGAGGGGUCCAAAGAAAACAGCUUUGAUUGGCCAGUUUGUAUCAGAUGUAGCCUGGGGGGAGCUUGAUGUGCUGCUGGUGGACACACCACCAGGGACAUCUGAUGAACAUUUGGCUGUACUGGAAAACCUUAAAAAACAGAGAGUGGAUGGAGCCAUUUUGGUUACCACACCUCAGGCAGUAUCAACAGGGGACGUGAGGAGAGAAAUCACCUUCUGCAAGAAAACAGGUGUACGGAUACUGGGCAUUGUAGAGAACAUGAGUGGCUUUGUUUGUCCACAUUGCUCUGAGUGCAGCAACAUUUUCUCAAAGGGUGGAGGUGAAGAGUUGGCUAAACUAACUGGAUCAGCGUUUUUAGGUUCUGUGCCCUUGGAUCCUCUUCUCAGUGCUAGCAUGGAGGAAGGCAAAGACUUCACACAGUCAUUUCCUGACAGUGCUACAUUCAGUGCUAUCAGCGUUAUUUGUCAGACUCUGCUCAGCAGCCUUGAAACAGAUCUUUGAUCAUAAUGCAGUUGUCAUUUUUGUAGAAACCAAGAUGUUUCACACACAUCCUGUAUAAACAACACAUGUACAGAUUAUUUUCACUUGUUCAGGCUUUAGGAGCAGUUUUUUUUUCCUUCUAAGUGCUGCAUUUGCAUUUCUUGUGGUAAGAUUUUCAGCUCUUGCAACAGAAACAGAUACAUGCUGCAGUUGUGACUGCUUAUUUCUGUUUUGUAUUUCAUUUUGUAAUUUCACAUGUAAUGUAGCUUGUGUAAAACGUGAAAUGUCAGUAAAAUACGCAAUGUUACAAACACAUUGUGUUUAGAAGUCAGUCGAAACUAAGUUGGAAUCUUCUUUAAUUGCGAGAAUGUUCACGUUGAUACAUCAGGAUAACUUCAAUACCAGUGCUCAUACAGGACUGUCGACUGGUGCUGCAGUAAGACGCAUCAGCAGCAGUUCCAUUUCCAGAAAUUAAACUCCAGAUCAAAUUUGGUCCAUUCUUCACAUGAAAGUACACCAACUGCAUCCGAUUAUUGCAACGUGCUUAAAUACAAUGCCUUUGAUACUUUACUAUAAGUUGUUUUAAAUCUUGUUGAAAUGACAGGUUCUUUCUGGUCUGGAUAAAAUUUUCUGAAAACAGCCUGCUUAUCAGGUUCAUAUUCCAGCAGCAACAAAACACUGAACCUCAUGCAGGAUUUUAACGGUUGGAAUGAGGAAGAGGAGCUACAUCGACAGAUGAAACAUGAGGGUGUGAAUAAGAUGGAGAGGAGAUGAAAUGUGAAAAUUACACUUGUGAGACCCAACACGGGGCACACACACCUUUAAUGCAAACAGCAGUACUACAGGAAAAACACUGAAGUUUGAAAAUGUUUGCGUAAUGAUUAGAAUACAGCUAAACACAAAACUCCCACUCCACCAGCAACAUACUAAAGGCAAUCUUAUUAAACCAAGAAUUACAUCCAGAGGAAUUCCAAUCACUUAUCACAAUUAACCCACAGUGCAUUAAAUCUAUCUAUAGAUAUUUAUAUGUCUGUAUAUAUUUAUAUAUGUAUAUAUCCUGAACAAUUAGACUUUUGCUGCAUUUAACAGUUCGAAGAACAAUUUCUUAUAAAUAAAAUCAGUGGAAAAAAAAAUCUUAAGUCCAUACACAUUUUUUUUUUUACAAAUAGAUCCUCAAGAUUAAUUCAGAAUUUCUGUCAACUCCCAAGUUGAUAUGGGAGGAGAAAAAGCUGUGUGGCCCUUUGGUCAGCUCUCUAAGACCAGAGGCCAAGCUGCCCUUAGCUGGCCUCAAAGCCUGAAAUAAGUGGAGGGGAAAAAAAAGGAAUACUACAAUUUUUUUUCCUUUUUUUUUUUGUCUUAUACACGCACGCACGCAC
Messenger RNA from Melanotaenia boesemani (Boeseman's rainbowfish), 2514 nucleotides. RefSeq names its product nucleotide binding protein 2 (MinD homolog, E. coli) (gene nubp2). Gene Ontology annotation, biological process: iron-sulfur cluster assembly. The coding region runs from base 350 to 1159 and encodes 269 amino acids. The record is from RefSeq and is a predicted model, not a curated record. Gene Ontology annotation, cellular component: cytosol. The transcript is spliced from 7 exons. NCBI's taxonomy places the organism in Eukaryota, Metazoa, Chordata, Actinopteri, Atheriniformes, Melanotaeniidae. Gene Ontology annotation, molecular function: 4 iron, 4 sulfur cluster binding; ATP-dependent FeS chaperone activity; ATP binding.